UACAUAUUUCGAUAGAUUUCGCAAAUUAACAUCCACAAAUUGGCGACACACAAUGUGUAUUACACAUCCCUCGUCAGAAAAUUUAAGAAAUAUUGAAGCUUUCAAAAAAGCUGAGAUUGCUAUUGAAUAUCUAUUCCGACGUUAUGUUGAUUUUUUUGGCCAUGUCCCUUGGCCUAUGGUUGUCAAUCCCGAUUAAGGUUUUUAUUAUAGAUCAAUGUUAUCUAUAACAUUAAAAUUCUAAUUCCUGAAAAUAGGAUUGGCACACCGAAACCCACUUUUGGGCGGUUUUGGAUGUGGUCGUGGACCCCAUCUUUGAACUUCCGUUAGAAAAUUAGAUGAGUUAGAUAAUUAGAAAUUAGAUGGUGGAAACAGUAUUCUACAUCAAGCAUAUUCGAUAGUUGAUAACUGAACGAAAUGCAUACGGCGUUUCAAUUGGUCGUAUUAUAAAUGGAAAAUAAUUUAAAAAAGGGUGAAAAAAAUUUGUUGCAAUUAAUUAAAUUGAUUACUACUCAUGUUUACAUAUUACAUGAAUGUACAAAUAUAUCAUGAGUACAUGCAUUGAUGCUCCUCGGACGUUUAUCAUUCUGGUGAUGAAUAUACUACACUGUCAAAAAUCUGGUAGAAUCACACAUGUACAUAUAUAUGUAUGUAAAUUUGUAGAUAUAUACUCCGUAUUGGUAUUGAUUUCGUAAUAAUUUAACUUCCUAACGAAUUUUGGUAGUAGCUUAUUUCAGAGUGGUAAAUUUUUCAUUACGGUAAACGGUAAUGUACGUUCUUCCCUUUGACCGUACCGGUAGAGUCAUACAUAGAUAUUUGUGCCCCGGUCAGUAAUAAUUUAACACAAAUUUUCUAAGUAUAUGUGUACGUAUGCAUACAUGUAUGCAUACGUACACAUAUCAUUGUACAAUGAUGCAGUAUGCAUAAUAAUGAUAUAUGUAAGUACAGUACAUAUGCAUAUCUACAAACAAGGAACAACUAUUUAUUCACAAUUUAUGAAUCAUAAAUAGUGCCACAUGCAAGAUUUUAAUUGAUACAUCCUUUCCAGAAAUAAUCCUGGAGACAGGUGGAUUUCUCUCAAGAAAAUUAGUUUGUACCACCUGGCUCAACCUACACCUAAAUGAAACAGAUACAAUUAUGGUAGAUAUACACAUGUACACAUGUAGAUAUUAACAAACUAAAUUAGAAACAAAUAAGGAUAGUUAUUCAAUUUCAAUCCAAUGUCUACACAAGUAAGUAGGUGUCCAAGCUCUUGGAAAAUUAAUUAAAUUACAAGCCAAUAAAUUUAACUAACAUUCCAACAACACCAUGAUUUAAGAUGAUGGCCAGUAUUGAAUACAUAGGACAAGGUUAAUGUCACAUGCAAAAAUUCAUUUAACUAUGUAUGUACAUGGUAGAAAAAUACGUAAUCUUCAGGUUGCAAAAGCAAACAUUGAUUAUCUUUUGUUUCUUUAAUUAGUCAUCAUACUAGGGUGUUAUAAAUUAUAACUUAUAAUUAGUCCUUCCUAACGUUAUAAACAGUAACGCAAUUUUUGCUUUCUGUAUUUUUCACUGUGCAUAUGGAAAAAGUAGCACAUAUGUACAAUUUUAACAAAAACUGAAUCAUUAUUUAAUAACCGAAUUAUCAUUUUGAAGUUUAUUGUUUAAUUACCGAUUCGGUAUCUAAGCCUAUACCCAUUGGUUCUAAACUGUGAGACGACACCUAAACAAAAUGGUAUUUUCUAUAAAUAAUAAAGUGAGCCAACCUGAGAAGAUGAAAUCUAACCUGGAACAAGAAACUGAACAAGGAAUAUUCCGACGAAUUUUAAUCGAAUGGAGAAACAUUUCAAUUUUGCUCUUUCUUUACACAUUGCAAGGCGUCCCUGGAGGUCUAGCCGGGUCAAUUCCUCUUCUUCUCCAAGCCCGUGGCUCAAAUUACUCGGACCAAGCCAUUUUCUCGUUAGUGACCUGGCCCUUCAAUUUGAAAUUAUUAUGGGCCCCACUGGUGGAUGGCAUAUAUUGGAAACGUAUGGGAAGAAGGAAGUCGUGGCUCGUACCGGUUCAAUAUCUUAUUGGUGUCACGUUAUUAUUCCUAUCCUUCCAUGUGGACUCGUUAAUCGACUCCCUGGAGAUAAUGGUCUUAACGGCUUUAAUGUUUUUUCUCAAUCUCCUCAUUGCAACGCAAGAUGUCGUCGUCGAUGGUUGGGCGCUGACUCUGCUUAAAAGAGAAAAUGUGGGCCUCGCAACAACAUGCAAUGCUGUCGGGCUGAAAAUUGGGAGAUUCAUUGGAUAUGGACUCUUCAUAAAUUUGGCGUCUCCUGAUUUUUCAAAUAAAUAUCUACGCACCGUCCCAAAAAGCGAUGUAGGAGUGGUCACUUUAUCCGGUUUUAUGUUCGCGUGGUCAAUUAUUUACUUUGUUUGUACGACACUCACCUUCUUCUGCAAGAAAGAGAAGGAUGCAGAUCCAGAGAUUGAACAUGCUGAAGUAGACGAGGACAAAGGGAAUAAAAUAAUUGUUAGUUACCUUCGAUUAUGGCGUAUCAUCAAACUGCCUGCUGUACAAAAGUGUCUCAUCUUCUGCUUAACAUGCAAUUUGGCCUUUGCUGCGUCUGUCCUUGAUGACUUGAAACAGGUAGAGGCCGGAUUGUCGAAGGAGAUUUUGGCACAGCUCUCCGUUCCGUUGGUGCCACUUGGACUUCUGAUCACUGUACUGAUAACAAAGUGGACGUCGGGACUGCGGCCAAUGAGUCUAUUUAGAAAUACUUAUGGUCUCACGUUACUCUCGGCAGGUAUUUUGGCGGCCAUGGUGCCGGUAACUAGUUUUUUAAGCAACAAUGGCACAUUUCCAUGGUGGUAUUUUUCUUUGCUGCUCGGGAUCAACAUAUUCGCUGCGAUUUGCUUCACAUGUACGGGUCUCGCUCAGGUUGCAUUUAUCACGAAAAUCAGCGAUCCGUCGUAUGGCGCAACUUACGCUACAUUAUUCAAUACCGGAAUAAAUGUGGGGGCCAUCGGGUCAGCCACGCUUUCUCUUUGGUUGGCUGAUCCCCUCACGGUGAAGUCUUGCAGCUCUGACGGGUUGUGUUCCACCGUGUUUGAUGGCUACUAUGUUGAGACGAUCGCUUGUAUGAUUAUUGGUGUUGGCUGGUUUUACUUCUGGGGAAAUAAUGUGAUUACAGAGUUACAAGAGAAGCCGGAAUCUGCAUGGAAAUUAGGGACAGUACGGGAUGAGUGUCGGGUUGUAUGAUAAAAAUAAUAGUUUCGAAGAAUUUUAUUUAAUACUUUCAAGACUCAUCCUUAUAACAUUCGUGAUUAAUUAAUUUGUAUGAUCCCCUGAAUGUGUGAAAAACUAAGGUAUUGAAUGUUUCGGUGUGUGCCUUCUGGGAUAUAAAAGUGGUUGGGGGUACUUUUUCUCAGCUCUACAGUAUUGGUUUAUAAUUAGUCUAUAAUAACCUUCAAAAAAUAAAAAUAAAAACCCGUCCAACACGA
Messenger RNA from Folsomia candida, 3462 nucleotides. RefSeq names its product acetyl-coenzyme A transporter 1-like. The record is from RefSeq and is a predicted model, not a curated record. Lineage: Eukaryota; Metazoa; Arthropoda; Collembola; Entomobryomorpha; Isotomidae. The transcript is spliced from 5 exons. Gene Ontology annotation, cellular component: membrane. The coding region runs from base 1709 to 3220 and encodes 503 amino acids. Gene Ontology annotation, molecular function: acetyl-CoA transmembrane transporter activity.